Molecule: messenger RNA, 4767 nt
Organism: Strongylocentrotus purpuratus (purple sea urchin)
Lineage: Eukaryota; Metazoa; Echinodermata; Echinoidea; Camarodonta; Strongylocentrotidae
Product: zinc finger CCCH domain-containing protein 4
Exons: 12
Coding region: 201-4685 (1494 amino acids)
Biological process (GO): negative regulation of DNA-templated transcription
Cellular component (GO): nucleus
Molecular function (GO): metal ion binding; RNA binding
Source: RefSeq, a predicted model, not a curated record
GUGACGUCAUCUUCAGAAUUUCAGUACGCCAUGUUUUUCAUUCUGCGAAAGAGACAAAUCUGCACAUCUGUAAAUGAAAGAAUGGAUUCGUCGUGAAAUGGAUGCGAAAAUGCUGUGAAAUGUAAUCAUUACCUUAACAACAUUGUAUAGAACACAUUGACGAGGAAAAAUCGAGGAAACAAACGGGAAAACGUCAAAAAAUGGCGCUUGAAACCCUGUUUGAAACACCCCCGCCUCUCGUGUCCAGUGAAAACAAAGAAAGCCUAAAUGAAGGCUCAGAAAGGGACCCAGAAGAGGAAGGGGAAAUCUUAGAAGAUGGGGAGCUGAGUGAUGAAGAUGUAGAAGGAACACACCAACCAGAGGAGAUGGAGAAGGAGGAGGAAGGGUACAGAGAUGGAGAUGCUGGCUAUGGUUACCAAGACGAUGCAGGGCAGGAGGAACAAGUGCAAAAUGUGGAGGACCAAGAGCAAGUCUUUGAGAGCCCCCGCAAAAGCAGGAGACGUCACAGGCACCGGGAAGCCGUAGAGGAAGAGGUGGAGGAGGAGGAAGGGAACGAAGAGAACGAGGACGAUCAGGAGAGGAGGAGGAGGAGGAAGAGAAGGAAAGAGAAGCACAGUACCAGUAGACGCCAUCAUCACAAGAAAUCAAAAAGGCGAAAGAGGCAUCACUCUAGCGAUGAAGAAAAUGGAAGUCCAGAAGAUGAAGGUAGAGUCCAGAUGGAAGACGACGGAGGGCGAGUCCCCCCACGUAAGAGACGCUCCGUCCACAAAGACAGAAGACACCCUUCAGAGCCGGACGAAUCGGAAGUCUGGAACGAAGACGGAGGAGACGAUCUUGAUGAUGAGAUGAGGACCGGUAGAGGGAGGGGAAGAGGAAGGGGGAGAGGUAGGAGAGGGCGUUCCGAUCCGGACGAAGCAGAAGCAUGGAACGAGGAAGGAGGAGACGAUCUUGAGGAUGAGAUGAGGACCGGAAGAGGGAGGGGGAGAGGUAGGGGGCGAGGGAGGAGGGGGCGUUCCGAUCCGGACGAAGUGGAAGUCUGGAACGAAGACGGAGGAGACGAUCUUGAGGAUGAGAUGAGGACUGGUAGAGGGAGGGGGAGAGGGCGGGGGCGAGGGAGGAGAGGGCGUGGUGAGAGGAGGGGGGCACAGGGGAGAGGAGAGAUGUGGGGGAUGCAAGGAGGCAUGGAUGAGGAGGAGGAGGGAGGAUACCGGAGCUCCGGAGCGGACUCGUGGGAGGAGGAGAUGCGGAAGUACAAAGCGCAUCAAGAAGGGUUUGUAGAGGAUGAAUCCGAGGAGGAGAUGCACACCCACAUGGGGGGUGCACCCAGAGGGCGUGGCAGGGGUAGAGGGAGAGGCAAGCUGCCCCAGGGUGCCAAGAAUAGUUUCAUCCAGGAGAAGCUCAAGAAGAUAGCUCAGGCAGCUAAGCUGAAAGGGAAAGGUCGAGGGCGUGGUGCUAUCGGACCCAAACCACCCAAGGAACCCAGAGGCGGAGAGCAGAAGAUGAUGCUUCAUCUCAUCUGUAAAUUUUACCUCGAAGGACGUUGCAAGAAGGGCGAGAACUGUACUUAUAGCCAUGAUCUGACGCAGCAACGGAAGCAGGAACUCUGUAAAUUCUACGUCAGCGGGUUCUGCAAUAAAGGAGACACUUGCCUGUACAUGCAUGGUGAGUUCCCGUGCAAGUACUAUCACUCUGGAUCUGAAUGCUUCCAAGGCGACAAGUGCCGCUUCUCCCACGGACCUCUCAACCCUCACACAAAGAUGCUCCUGGAUAAGUCCCUGUCCUCGUUUGAAGAGUACGAAGAGCGCCCCCGCUCUCCGUCCAAGACCAAGGGUCUCCUUCCCACCCCGAAUGAUACCAGUCACAUACCGUCUCUGCUAGAUAUAGACGUUGAACCUCCUCAAGAUAAUGCACCCAGACAGAUGUCCUUUUAUGGAGCUGAGAAUCCUGAAUAUGCCGAGCCCCAGCACCACGGUCCACCUCAAGGAGACUACCAAGAACACUUCCAAGACCACCAAGAACAACAGUUCCAGGACCACCAAGGACCUGGUCGAUACCAGGAUCAGUAUCAACAGGACCAGUAUCAGCAGAACCAGUACCAGCAGCAGGACCAGGAUCAGUACGAGGACUCCUAUGAAAUGGUCAAUCAGUUUGUGUCUCUGGCCCGAACGAACCACGACCAAGACCAGGACCAGAAACAGGAGUCUACUCCUCAACAGAGGCAAGAGCAACAGGAGAUGGAUUUCCACAGAGGCCCAGAUACUACACCUUUGCCAAGCUCUCAAAGUGAGGACAACUCUGCAAAUUCAGACAAAGAAAUCUCUUCAAGCGACUUCAAUCCCCAAGAUAGGAAGAGCUCAAUUUCAUCCCCUCCAACAGACACCAGUACUACAUGUCAGUCCCCUCCCCAAGAAGAAAUGGAACAAUCCAGUCAACCUAACGACCCUGCCCCUGCACCACCGUCCAGUGCUUCCAGACCCACCCAGGGUGAACUGUCCCCUGAGCACUCACCACCCCCUCAAGGGCCUCCUGCAGGGCAGAAGCCAGAAACCAAGUCCAUCCUUCCGUCGAUCCCUGCAAAGCAGAAAGCACUGUUCAUGAGGAUUCAGCAGAAGCAACACGAUGGGAAGUCAGGCAGCGACGUCAACUCAGAAUCUGAUGAUAAUAGCAAGCAAAAGUCAUCUCAAGACGAAGCCAGCUGGUAUUCUAGCGAUGAAGAGGAAGGAUCAAAGAAGAGAUCCAAUAGUCGGAAGAAAGAUGAGCCCAUGGAGAUACCACAGAAAUCUGCAGAGCAACCUUCAGGUCCUGAUGUUUCUACCGGUAAGGGUAUGUCCACUGAUGCUGUCAAGAAACUCACAGCCAUCCAAAUCCCAAGCGCUCUCGCCAAUCUCUUCGCUGGAAAGUCCACAACCACGCCACCCACAAGCACUGGUAAUCAAGUAACUUUUAAUCUUCUUGAUUUUGUCAAGAAGGGUCCCUCCACCAAACCUGCACCUCUCACCCCUACUUCUCCUCAGACUGAAAUCUUGGACUCUCCCAUGUCACCGACCAACGAGGAGGAGUUUAGACUGAUCGAGUGUAUUCAUGAACCGGGUAGAUCUGACCCUCGUGCAGGGAGGGAAAAGAAAGACAAGUCGGAUAUGCGUUUUAGAGAGUUUCAUUGGAAGGACAAUAAGUAUUCCAUAAAUGAUCCGGAUGACCGGCCAUCGCUGCAACCUAUUGAAUUGACCACACCAACUGAACUGAAAGGUCAGCUCAACUUUCCAAAGACAGCAUUUCCUCCGUUUAUUCCUGGUAAUCAAAUGGUCCAACCCAGCAUGAUAGUGCCACCAAGCCAAGGUCCUGUUGACCCUAGAAUGAAACGAGAUCCCAGGCUUGCCAGGAUGCAGAGUGGCCCGGGUGGUCCUGAUGAUGGUCCUAAUAUGGGUCCUAAGGAUCCACGUAUGAACAGAGACCCAAGGUCUAUGGCUCCAAACCUGCAAAACAUGCCCAACAUGCCCAACAUGCCGGACAUGGGUGGUAACAGCAUGCCCCCUGCUCUCCUGCCAACCCCAAAUGAAAGAUUGAGACUCAUGGGACCUAGACCUCCACUUCACGAUGGACUUCUGCCCUUACCUCCACCGGGCCCUAGACCACCACUUGGGCCAAUGCCAGGUCCUCCUUUCAUGCAAGGACCAGGGCCUAGGGGAAUGCGACCACCGUUUGGUGGACCACCUCCCCUGAUGGGUGGGUUUCCUCAGGAUAUGCCUCCCCCAGACAUGAACAUGCCACCAAGAGGUCCACCUUUCCAGGGACCAGGGCCAAGAAUGGGACCUGGGCCUGGACCUGGUCUACGUCCUCCGUUCCAUAGGCCUCCUGGGAUCAGGCAGAUGUCAGACGGACUGGGUAACAGAUUAGGCCCUCCGAACUUCCCAGGUGGUCCAGUCCAAGGAGAUCAGGCAAUGAACAGAUUUAGAGGACCUGCUCCAAAUGACCCUAGGUGUAAUCCCAAUGACCCAAGGGUUGCUUUGAAAGACCCUAGAAACCUUGAUCCAAGACAAGCAACACAGGAUCCAAGGGAUCCAAGACAAGCCCCUCAAGAGUCAAGAGAUCCAAGACUUGCACAAAUCGAAUCUCGCGAUCCCAGGAAAGCUCCUCCUGCAGAGAGUCGUGAUCCUAGGCUCAUGAGGCAAAUGAGCAGUCACAGCCCGGGAGGUGGGAGUCCUUCUCAGUCAGACAGCCUACCACCUCAAGAUAUCGAUGAAAGGCUAAACAUCCCAAAACUCCAGGAUGUUGACCUUCGCAAACAACUGCCUGACCUCAAGGCCAAGCUGCAAGGAUUCUCUAUCCCUAAGCUGCAGAAGCGCUCUGGCAUAGCGGAAGCUGACACGACUAGUGGAGACCUGGACAAUUUGAGUAGCAGCGGUGGGAUAAUCCACAGGAAGGUCCCCAGUGCACAUCAUAGUCAACCGCAAGGUCUUACAUCAUUUGAUGUUGGUGGUAAGACCAGGACUAAUUUCCCCAGUGCGGAUCAAAGGACUAAGAGCGGGAGGGACUCUCCUCAGAUAACCCUCCAAAUUCAGAUCCCUGGCAACGGGGAGGGGGAUGGUGACAUGGCUGCAGCAAUCGCUCAACUUGCGGAUGAGCCCGAGAUCCAACUCAAAGACAUGUUCAAGACACAGGAUCCUACAGCGUCUCCAUUCUGCUGAGACCACAUGACAAGGGUUCAGUGAUACAAAGACGUCGCUCCAUGUUUUGCCAAAUUGAAUAUUGGAUAUCAAAAUGUUCUGA